This is a messenger RNA of Microplitis mediator, 1956 nucleotides long. RefSeq lists its product as uncharacterized. The coding region runs from base 693 to 1064 and encodes 123 amino acids. The record is from RefSeq and is a predicted model, not a curated record. The transcript has a single exon. NCBI's taxonomy places the organism in Eukaryota, Metazoa, Arthropoda, Insecta, Hymenoptera, Braconidae.
GUUCAUAUUUCGCUUUUAUAAUACAUGGUGGUGCUGAUUAUAAAAAUAGGGACCACACGCAACGCGAGUAUGCCCAAAAGGGCGAGGUAUCGGCUUCCGUGGAGGAGGUGGACUUAGGUCCCGUUACAUUAAUUAAUUAAUUGUCCAAUAACUUAAUGAUGGUUUAGCUCCAAUAAACAUGGCAAGAAUCCUUUUCUAUCAGCAACCUAAUUACAAUAUUAUUUGUGAGAUAUACGUUAAUAUUCUAGUUGUGAACUAUGUCAGAUGUGAGCUAUUGAUAGAAUUUCUAAAAUAUGAAGUUAAUUCUACAUAAAAUAAUUCCCGCUCGUUGUUAGUUAAUUCCGUGGCACCGCUUCUAAUGUAUUUUUCUGCCCUUUGGCUGGAAAGUGACAACUUUCGGGCCGUUGCCCUGAAUGAAAAUGCAACUUUCCGGCUCCGGCCGAGCACAAAAAUAGUAUACGCACCUCAGCCAGUAGAAAAGAAAGCCUCAGACCACAUGUUUGUGAGCCUCGACCAGCAACUACAUGUGAUCCGAGACUUUUCUUAUUUUACUGGCCUAGGUAUGUAAUAUACUAUCAAUUAAGUGCCAUCGAUUUUGACAAAACUUUUAUUUGCAGAUACUUGAGCACCACCUGAGCUUUGAAGAAAGUCCACCUUUGGAGAACUGCAGAUCUCUGUGAAGGCUACCAGCAAUGGCUGAUAAUCGCAAACCUUCAUCUCAACAACCCAUGACCGGACUAAUGAAAGCCUUCCGGAAACUAAGCCCUACCAAGAGGCAGUACGUCGAGAUUACCCAGUCCAAUUCUUCGAUAUCGUCAUCUUGCUCUUCUUCAAAAAACUAUGAUUCUAGUUCCGGAAGAUACACACCGCUGUCAGAUGAAGGACGAAGUUCAGCUCGUGCAUCAACUUCAACUCAGGCUCAAAAACCAGCCUCUUCUCAACAAAAAGGAGGAACAUCUUCACGUGAAGACGAACAAAAGCUUCUACGUAAGCUACACACAACUUUUGGUGAAGCAUCCAAUUUGCUUAACGAAUAUGUCGACAUGCGUAGUCGCAAAAAGUAAUCCCUCGUUUUGGAUGUCAAUUAUUAAAAAUGAACACUGUUAACAUAACUUGUGACUUUAUUAGCUAUGAUCAUUAGUAGGUUAAUAAAUAGAUGAACAAGUAAUUAACUUUUAUUUCCCUUUCCUAAACACCUACCUAUAAAAAUAGAUCAUACAUGAGGUAAACAUUUAUUUCUACACUCCGACAGAAAUUAGAAUAGGUGAUAAUUUUAUAGCAGUAUAUUAUAUGUACCUGUCUUUCUAGUAAACAAAUGCUAAAGGUGAAAAUCACAAGAUUGCUAGUUAAAUAUUCACUUUAGAAGAAGCACCAAUUGCAGGGUAUCAGAGUUAGCAAAUACACUAGAUUGACAUGAAUUUAGAUUGCAUGCAUUGAGUAAAUAAAUUGACGUUUAUGUGUCAAUCGAAAACAUCGAAGGUCCAUUGUUUGUUGACAAAUUAGGUUUCACUAUAUUAGUUGAACAUGAUUUAUUGUUUGGCAACACUAUAUUACUUUAGCAUGGUUGAUUGAUUUGACACUGAGGUGCAUGAGUCCAAUAAAAGAGUCUAUCGACUCCUAAUUUGUCACUCCAACUUGCUUUGAUAAAUUGCAACUGAUGAUUAAUGAUCUGUUAACAAGACAUUGAUAGUUAAUCAAUCAAUCAUUGAUUUAGUGAAUGUGUGCACAAUGUUACUCUAUGAUUGACGGUUGUUGAACCAAGGAUGCGCAUCAUUUUGUUUGCUAUCUGCAGUACAGGAAAUUCUAAGAAAACAUAGUCCUAUUCAGGGAUGUAAUGUAGGAUAAGAAGGGCUGAUAAAAUCAUAUUUUAAGAUUUCAAGGGUUGAUCCGUCAACAUUUUCAGCGCAGCAUUUAUUAGCUUCCUUACGAAUAUAAUCUUUUUGUUCAACCCUUUGA